Messenger RNA from Callorhinchus milii (elephant shark), 2472 nucleotides. Its product is annotated as adhesive plaque matrix protein. Gene Ontology annotation, cellular component: cornified envelope. NCBI's taxonomy places the organism in Eukaryota, Metazoa, Chordata, Chondrichthyes, Chimaeriformes, Callorhinchidae. The coding region runs from base 1 to 2472 and encodes 823 amino acids. The transcript has a single exon. The record is from RefSeq and is a predicted model, not a curated record.
AUGCACAGACAGUCCCCGACUUACGACUCUCACUAUAACAACAUGCACAGACAGUCCCCGACUUACGACUCUCACUAUAACAACAUGCACAGACAGUCCCCUACUUACGACUCUCACUAUAACAACAUGCACAGACAGUCCCCGACUUACGACUCUCACUAUAACAACACGCACAGACAGUCCCCGACUUACGACUCUCACUAUAACAACAUGCACAGACAGUCCCCGACUUACGACUCUCACUAUAACAACAUGCACAGACAGUCCCCGACUUACGACUCUCACUAUAACAACAUGCACAGACAGUCCCCGACUUACGACUCUCACUAUAACAACAUGCACAGACAGUCCCCGACUUACGACUCUCACUAUAACAACAUGCACAGACAGUCCCCGACUUACGACUCUCACUAUAACAACAUGCACAGACAGUCCCCGACUUACGACUCUCACUAUAACAACAUGCACAGACAGUCCCCGACUUACGACUCUCACUAUAACAACAUGCACAGACAGUCCCCGACUUACGACUCUCACUAUAACAACAUGCACAGACAGUCCCCGACUUACGACUCUCACUAUAACAACAUGCACAGACAGUCCCCGACUUACGACUCUCACUAUAACAACAUGCACAGACAGUCCCCGACUUACGACUCUCACUAUAACAACACGCACAGACAGUCCCCGACUUACGACUCUCACUAUAACAACAUGCACAGACAGUCCCCGACUUACGACUCUCACUAUAACAACAUGCACAGACAGUCCCCGACUUACGACUCUCACUACAACAACACGCACAGACAGUCCCCGACUUACGACUCUCACUAUAACAACAUGCACAGACAGUCCCCGACUUACGACUCUCACUAUAACAACAUGCACAGACAGUCCCCGACUUACGACUCUCACUAUAACAACACGCACAGACAGUCCCCGACUUACGACUCUCACUAUAACAACAUGCACAGACAGUCCCCGACUUACGACUCUCACUAUAACAACAUGCACAGACAGUCCCCGACUUACGACUCUCACUAUAACAACAUGCACAGACAGUCCCCGACUUACGACUCUCACUAUAACAACACGCACAGACAGUCCCCGACUUACGACUCUCACUAUAACAACAUGCACAGACAGUCCCCGACUUACGACUCUCACUACAACAACAUGCACAGACAGUCCCCGACUUACGACUCUCACUAUAACAACAUGCACAGACAGUCCCCGACUUACGACUCUCACUAUAACAACAUGCACAGACAGUCCCCGACUUACGACUCUCACUAUAACAACAUGCACAGGCAGUCCCCGACUUACGACUCUCACUAUAACAACAUGCACAGACAGUCCCCGACUUACGACUCUCACUAUAACAACAUGCACAGACAGUCCCCGACUUACGACUCUCACUAUAACAACAUGCACAGACAGUCCCCGACUUACGACUCUCACUAUAACAACAUGCACAGACAGUCCCCUACUUACGACUCUCACUAUAACAACACGCACAGACAGUCCCCGACUUACGACUCUCACUAUAACAACACGCACAGACAGUCCCCGACUUACGACUCUCACUAUAACAACAUGCACAGACAGUCCCCGACUUACGACUCUCACUAUAACAACAUGCACAGACAGUCCCCGACUUACGACUCUCACUAUAACAACAUGCACAGACAGUCCCCGACUUACGACUCUCACUAUAACAACAUGCACAGACAGUCCCCGACUUACGACUCUCACUAUAACAACAUGCACAGACAGUCCCCGACUUACGACUCUCACUAUAACAACAUGCACAGACAGUCCCCGACUUACGACUCUCACUAUAACAACAUGCACAGACAGUCCCCGACUUACGACUCUCACUAUAACAACAUGCACAGACAGUCCCCGACUUACGACUCUCACUAUAACAACAUGCACAGACAGUCCCCGACUUACGACUCUCACUAUAACAACACGCACAGACAGUCCCCGACUUACGACUCUCACUAUAACAACAUGCACAGACAGUCCCCGACUUACGACUCUCACUAUAACAACACGCACAGACAGUCCCCGACUUACGACUCUCACUAUAACAACACGCACAGACAGUCCCCGACUUACGACUCUCACUAUAACAACACGCACAGACAGUCCCCGACUUACGACUCUCACUAUAACAACAUGCACAGACAGUCCCCGACUUACGACUCUCACUAUAACAACACGCACAGACAGUCCCCGACUUACGACUCUCACUAUAACAACAUGCACAGACAGUCCCCGACUUACGACUCUCACUAUAACAACACGCACAGACAGUCCCCGACUUACGACUCUCACUAUAACAACACGCACAGACAGUCCCCGACUUACGACUCUCACUAUAACAACAUGCACAGACAGUCCCCUACUUACGACUCUCACUAUAACAACAUGCACAGACAGUCCCACUUACGACUCUCACUAUAA